UAGGUGCAAGACUUGGUAGCUCUCCAGUCAGAAGUAUUGUUCAGUGUUUAGCUAGAAAAGAAGGAACUGAUGAAUUUUUUACUCUCAAAAUUUUGACAUUGCAAAAUCCAUCAGAGGAAACGCAAGAUGAUCGUCAGGGUAAAAUGUUACUCCAUACGGAAUAUUCUUUAUUAUCGUUGCUUCACGAUCAAGAUGGUGUUGUUCAUCAUCAUGGAUUAUUCAAGGAUGAAGCUUGGGAAGAGAAAGAAUUAUCUACAGCCGAACUUGUUUACACGGGAAGGAAAAAGAAGCGACUGUGUUUGGUACUAGAUUGUCUCUGCGCUCACGAUUUCGGUACGCGCACGGCCGAUAUGGUAAACAUGCAGCAUUACGUGAUUAAAGAAAAGAAAUUACCCGAAAGAGAAGCAAUGUUAAUAUUUCACGAUGUUGUUAGAAUUGUCUGUGCCCUUCAUAAACGAAAUAUAGUACACCGAGAUUUGAAAUUGGGUAAUAUGGUAUUAAACAAAAAGACUCGUCGCAUUGUCAUUACAAAUUUCUGUUUAGGAAAACACCUUCUUAACGAAAAUGAUUUAUUGAAAGAUCAACGAGGUAGCCCCGCGUACAUAAGUCCCGACGUAUUAAGCGGUAAACCGUAUUUAGGAAAACCAAGCGACAUGUGGGCAGUGGGAGUUGUGUUAUUUACUAUGUUAUACGGACAGUUUCCUUUUUACGAUUCUGUUCCUCAAGAAUUAUUCAGGAAAAUUAAGGCAGCUGAAUAUGAAAUUCCUAGCGAGGCUCGUGUUUCAGAAAACACCGUAACACUCAUAAAAAAUCUGUUAGUUUUGGAAGCAAAUAAACGUUUGACAGCCGAACAAGUUUUGGACUCCGUACAUUCCAUUUGCUGUCAAUGGUGGCUAAUAACCGGCGGACCGUUUCAAGUCGUUCCUGACAUAGACAACCAGAAUAAUUCUCAAGAAAAGAACGAUAAGGCGCCGAUGGUCAGCACGACCACGAGCAGUUCUCCGCUGAUGCUGGGCCAGAUAGAAUCGCUCUUGUUGUCCACGCCCGUGACCAGCGAAAGAGUCUGCAAAGAGAAGAGGAUCGUUCACCACCAGAGUCGUUUCAGAGGGAGUUUUCCAAUUAACAGAAUAUACGAAGAAGCCCGACCUCUGACGGCAGCCGAACUGAUGAGCUUUCAACACCUCCUUCCAGGUAGCUCUUAAAAAGGAGAGAGAAUUCAUUUUUGUGUUCAUCAAAGCAUUUUGAAGAGCUCAGAUAACGUUUGACAUUAAAAAUUUCAAAUUUCAAUUGGGGCAACACUAUAAAUUAGUAAUAUAAUUUAAUUUAUUGUGAAAAGUCCAUUUGAUGUAGAAAAUUUUCUGUUUUCACUUUUAUAUUCAGCAUUAUGAAAGGAUUGUUGUUAGCAUGUUUGAAGUUUUGUAUCAAGAGAAAUUUGAUUGCUUUGCAAGUGUAUACUUUUAAAUUUUUUGUCAUGCAACUGUCAGUACUAAAAAGUAGGAAAUGAUUGGUUAUCUAAGAUUUUGCAUAAUUCUACACAAAAUCAGAAUGACUUUGUCAACUCUUUUUGUUCAUUAUAGAAACCUUAUGUAUUGCAUUUUGAAUGAUUUUUUUGAGUAAAAACAAGCUAUUUGUGAUCAACAGAAUUAAAAUAAUUUAUCAAUAUAAUCUUUGCAUAAAAUGCAAAUUCAUUUUCUGUAAACAGUGGCAGCUUA
Messenger RNA from Centruroides sculpturatus (bark scorpion), 1712 nucleotides. Its product is annotated as serine/threonine-protein kinase 40-like. The coding region runs from base 144 to 1202 and encodes 352 amino acids. The record is from RefSeq and is a predicted model, not a curated record. Gene Ontology annotation, biological process: protein phosphorylation. The transcript has 7 exons. NCBI's taxonomy places the organism in Eukaryota, Metazoa, Arthropoda, Arachnida, Scorpiones, Buthidae. Gene Ontology annotation, molecular function: ATP binding; protein kinase activity.